CAAGAACAAAACACAAGUGGAUAUACCCCCAAAACUAGCUUGUAUAAAUACCCCUUAAUUCUAACUCAAUAUGAUCAUUGACUCAUUGCUUAAAUAGUAUUUCAUCAUGCAAAGAGAAAGAGAUACAUUGAGACUUGCUAGAGUGAUAGGGGAUGUUUUGGAUCCAUUCACAAAGUCUAUUAACCUAAGAGUUGUUUAUAACAAUAAGGAGAUUAGAAAUGGUUGUGAUUUGAGGCCUUCUAUGGUUGUCAACCAACCUAGGGUUGAAGUUGGAGGAGACGAUUUUCAGACUUUUUACACUCUGGUUAUGGUGGAUCCUGAUGCUCCAACUCCCAGUAAUCCUUGUCACAAGGACUAUUUGCACUGGUUGGUCACUAACAUUCCAGCAAGCACAGGAGUAACCUUUGGAAAUGAAGUUGUAUCUUAUGAGUGUCCAAGACCUACAAUGGGAAUACAUCGACUUGUUCUAGUUUUAUUUCGUCAAUUGCGUCGAGAAAUCAUCUAUGCUCCCGAAAAUCGCCAAAAUUUCGAUACGAGGGAAUUUGCAAAGCUCUAUAAUUUUGGAUUACCAGUAGCUGCGGUUUAUUUCAAUUGUCAAAGAGAAAAUGGUACUGGUGGUCGUAGAAUAUAAUAUUGUUCGAAAUCUUUUAAAAAUGUUGUUGUUACUUGUUAGUAUUAAAUUGCUUUAAAAAAACCCGUCACUUUUUAGAAGAUUAUUCGAUAUACUUCUAUCGAUAUUUUCUAAAAGCCCGGAGUGAUAUA
This is a messenger RNA of Solanum lycopersicum (tomato), 762 nucleotides long. RefSeq names its product protein FLOWERING proteinUS T-like. The record is from RefSeq and is a predicted model, not a curated record. NCBI's taxonomy places the organism in Eukaryota, Viridiplantae, Streptophyta, Magnoliopsida, Solanales, Solanaceae.